Molecule: messenger RNA, 1219 nt
Organism: Caenorhabditis angaria
Lineage: Eukaryota; Metazoa; Nematoda; Chromadorea; Rhabditida; Rhabditidae
Source: the annotation of a GenBank genome assembly
AUGCUUAAUUUUAGAGUUGUUGCUGGAAUUAUUUUAUUUUUGGUAAGUCAAAGGAGGAUUCUAGUAAUAAUUAUUUGAAUUGCAGAUAAGUUUGCCAGGUGUUAUUAUAAAUUUCUAUGUUUUCUAUAAACUUCUGAGGAAAUCAGGGCAAUUCAGUGGGUUUCAAAAACUAUGUGUUUCUAAAACUAUACCAAAUAUGAUUGUUUGCACAGUUUUUCUUUUUUGGUCAACGCCACUUUGUAUACUGUGAGUUCUAAAUUCAUUUUUGAAAUUCAUUUAUUUAUCACUUCAGGACUCCGGAGUACACAAAAAUCCCGCGUGAUUUGAAUGCAACACUUGGUCAAAUUGCAGGAUGGGGUGCUUAUAUUUUCGGGCCAAUUCUUCAAGUUUUCCUCUCAAUAAAUCGAUUUUAUGUGCUGUAUUUUCCAAUGAAAAGUAUGAAAAUGUCAACAAUUCCAAUAACUAAUAUCGCAAUUUCUUUUGGUAUUAUAAUUGCAAUUAUUUAUACGGUUAUUGGUCUACCAAGUAAGUUCUGAAUAUAUUGGAUUUGGAUUAAUUUUGGGAUUUUAAAGUUUUUUCAGAUGAAUGUGGAUUCGUUUUUGAUACAGAGAUUCUAGCUUGGAGGCCAGAAGCAUAUGAAUGUGCAGAAUGGCUGGCUGAUUUUAUAUUCUUCUCAGUUCUCGGGUUGUCCAUAACUUCAAAUAGUUUCAAUUUUGCAACAUUUUUGAAGCUUGUCUUCAAUCAGGUAGUAAGUUAGAAUAAUCUCCAAAUAUGAAAAAAUAAUAUACGAAUGAAAAUUCCAAAUGAAAAGAAAUAAAUUCAACUGAAAAAAUUCAUUUUCUGAAUUUUUGCAGGUGACUGGAGUGAGUUCUGCAGAAGGCAAAUCACGUCGAAGAAAACGUACACUGAUGUAUAUUCAAAGUGUAAUUCAAGAUAGUUUACACGCGUUUGAUAUUGUGAAUGCAACAUUCACUUAUACUUUGAAUGAUGCAGUUUGGUUUCAAUUUAUUUUUCUAUCAGUUUCAUUUUUAUUUAUUCAUGCGAUGGAUGGGUUUGUAUUUAAUUAAUUAAUUUCAAAAAAUAUUCAUUCGAAUUCAGAUUUGUCAUGUUCUUUUUCCACUCCGAAAUCCAUCCAACUUGGCUGUGUAAAAACCAAAAGAAAACUUCUACAAUCAUUAUUAUGUCACGUUCAAGAGUUUCAACAUUACCAAGUGGUUAG